Solanum dulcamara is the source of this 1400-nucleotide messenger RNA. RefSeq names its product ADP-ribosylation factor GTPase-activating protein AGD12-like. Gene Ontology annotation, molecular function: GTPase activator activity; phospholipid binding. The transcript has 9 exons. The record is from RefSeq and is a predicted model, not a curated record. The coding region runs from base 294 to 1289 and encodes 331 amino acids. Lineage: Eukaryota; Viridiplantae; Streptophyta; Magnoliopsida; Solanales; Solanaceae.
ACGCAGGGGUUGUGGGUAAAGUUAAUAGAAUACAUACUUUGUGUAAUAGAAGUAGUUUGUUAUUGUUACUUUAAUAAUCAAUCAAAAUUAACUUUAUAAACUGACCUUUGAGAUGUAAAACUUCGCAUUUCUCUCCCACUUCCCCUGUUAUUCUCUCUCCAUCCUGUGUAUCCUUCGUCAAUAUCAAUCUCCCCAUUGAAGCAUAAUCUCAGAUUCCAAGUGUGAAUCAUCAAUCAAUAUUCUUGGCACAAAUUAGGUGGUCAAGUUGAAGGAGAGCAUCUUAGUAGAGAGCAAUGAGCCAGCGCCCGUCUGCACUUACAAGACCAACUUCAAGCAAGAGAAGAUUGAAAGACCUUUUGCUUCAAAAAGAUAAUCGUGUAUGUGCUGAUUGUGGUUCUCCAGACCCUAAAUGGGCGUCGACCAAUAUUGGCGUUUUCAUAUGCUUAAAAUGCUGUGGUGUGCACAGAAGCCUUGGAACUCACAUUUCAAAAGUUUUGUCUGUGACAUUGGAUGAAUGGUCUGAUGAUGAAAUUGAUGCAAUGGUUGAGGUUGGAGGUAAUGCUUCGGCAAAUUCAAUCUAUGAAGCUUAUAUUCCUGAAGGCAUUUCAAAGCCAGGACCAGAUGCCAGCCAUGAGCAGCGUUCUAAAUUCAUUAGGUCUAAGUAUGAGCGACAAGAAUUCUUGAAACCAAGCUUGCGUAUAUUGUCAAAUCAGAAAAAAGGAUCUCUCAAAACAAGUUUAUCCAACAAGAUCACAGAGAGCUUUCAAAGUUCAAGUUCGAGUUCACAAAAAUCUGAAGGCAUGAUUGAAUUUAUUGGAAUGCUGAAGGUUAAAGUAAUUAAAGGCACAAACUUAGCCAUCAGAGAUAUGCUCUCAAGUGAUCCUUAUGUUGUCUUGAAUCUUGGGAAACAGAAAGUGCAAACAAGUGUAGUAAAAAGCAAUUUGAAUCCAAUUUGGAAUGAGGAAGUAAUGCUUUCUGUUCCACAAGAUUACGGAGCUGUAAAACUGCAAGUAUACGAUCAUGAUACAUUCUCUGCUGAUGAUAUAAUGGGGGAGGCCGAGAUAGACAUCCAGCCUAUGAUAACAUCUGCCAUGGCAUUUGGGGAUGCUGGAAUGUUUGGUAACAUGCAGAUUGGAAAAUGGCUAAAAUCAAAUGAUAAUGCCCUGCUGGAUGAUAGCACUGUAAACAUCGUGGAUGGGAAGGUGAAACAAGAAGUAAAUCUUAAGCUACAAAAUGUAGAAUCUGGAGAUCUUGAAUUAGAAUUAGAGUGGAUCCCUCUUGACCAAUAGGUGUAUAUAAGAUUUUAGAAUUUUUUUGCUACUUACCCUCCCAUUUGCGUUUUUGAAAUAAUUACAUGUAUGAACUUUUGAAUUAGAAAUAUUGGAUAAUCCAUGCUGUUG